Messenger RNA from Portunus trituberculatus (swimming crab), 6010 nucleotides. RefSeq names its product N-alpha-acetyltransferase 15, NatA auxiliary subunit-like (gene Naa15-16). Gene Ontology annotation, cellular component: cytoplasm; NatA complex. The record is from RefSeq and is a predicted model, not a curated record. Bases 129 to 2816 code for a protein of 895 amino acids. NCBI's taxonomy places the organism in Eukaryota, Metazoa, Arthropoda, Malacostraca, Decapoda, Portunidae. Gene Ontology annotation, molecular function: protein binding; protein-N-terminal amino-acid acetyltransferase activity. Gene Ontology annotation, biological process: N-terminal peptidyl-methionine acetylation. The transcript is spliced from 17 exons.
UUCCUCAACGUCAUCUCUUGCUCCCGCCAUCUUGGCCGGUACCACGCGGGAUUUUGGGCAAUUCACGCUUAUUUUGAAGGGCUGGGACACCUCAGAGGACCAGCAAGCGGGCCGGAAAGUACACAGUCAUGGAUCCGAAAAAGCAGCAGCUUCCGCCAAAGGAGAACGCACUGUUCAAGCGGAUCCUGAAAUGCUAUGAGCAGAAACAAUAUAAGAAUGGGCUGAAGUUUGCCAAGCAGAUCCUUUCCAACUAUCCAGAUCAUGGAGAAACACUUGCAAUGAAGGGACUCAUAUUGAACUGCCUGGGAAGGAAGGAAGAAGCUUACAACUUUGUCAGACAAGGUCUUCGAAACAACCUCAAGAGUCACGUGUGCUGGCAUGUGUUUGGUCUGCUGCAGCGCUCGGAUAAGAAGUAUGACGAGGCUAUCAAGUGUUACAGAAAUGCUCUCAAAUGGGACAAGGACAACCUCCAGAUAUUACGGGACUUAUCUCUCCUUCAGAUUCAGAUGAGGGAUCUAGAAGGAUAUAAAGAGACAAGAUACAAGUUAUUUGAACUUAGGCCAACGCAGCGCGCAUCAUGGAUUGGUUAUGCAAUGUCAUUCCACCUUCUUCAAGACUAUGAUAAAGCGCUGAAGAUUUUAGAAGAAUUUAGGAAAACUAUUCAGAAAACUUCAUAUGAUUAUGAAUACAGUGAACUGCUGCUAUAUCAGAAUCUUGUCAUUAGAGAGAGCAAGAAUCUACAAGAAGCCUUGCGGCAUCUCAACACUUACGAGGGCAACAUCUGUGAUAAGGUCACACUCCAGGAACUCAGAGGAGAGUUAUUAAUGAACUUGGGAAGGAAGGAGAAUGCAAGUGAGGUGUAUAGAGGCUUGAUCAAACGGAAUCCUGAGAAUAGGAAUUACUACCUCAAGCUGGAAGAGGCUUUGGGGCUCACCACAGCAGAAGAGAGAAUAAAAUUGUACGAAGAACUUAAGGAAAAAUUCCCCCGUGCUCAAGUGCCUAAGCGACUCCCCCUCAAUUAUGCUCGAGGGGAGGUGCUAAUAUCCUUAUUAGACCCUUAUUUGAGAGCAGCGUUACAGAAGGGUGUGCCGCCACUCUUCACAGACAUCCUCUCAUUAUAUGAUGAUCCAGAAAGAAUAAAAAUUAUUGAGAAUUUAAUGUAUGGCUACCUGAAGAAUCUGAAGGAGACAGGACAUUUGUGUGAAACAGAUAAUGAAUACAAGGAGCCGGCCUCCAUCCUGUACGUGCUGAUGUUCCUGGCGCAGCACCACAGCUACCUAGGAGACACGGAGAAGGCGCUCUCUCUCAUAGAACAAGCAAUAGAGCACACGCCAACCUUAAUAGAACUCUAUAUUGUCAAAGGAAAAAUAUUGAAGCAUGCAGGGGACUAUGUUGGAGCCUAUGAAGCCUUACAGGAAGCUCAGGCCUUAGACACUGCUGACCGAUAUGUGAACUCCAAGGCAGCCUCGUACCUUCUCAAAGCUAACCUAGUCAGGCAGGCAGAAGAAAUGUGCUCCAAGUUCACUCGGGAAGGUGUAUCGGCAAUGGAGAACUUGAACGAGAUGCAGUGCAUGUGGUUCCAGACGGAGUGUGCGCAGGCCUACCACCGCCUGGGCCAGUAUGGGGAUGCACUCAGGAAAUGUCACGAAGUAGAUAGGCAUUUUACAGAAAUCAUUGAGGACCAGUUUGAUUUCCACACUUACUGCAUGAGGAAGAUGACUUUGCGCUCUUAUGUGGAGCUGCUGAGGCUAGAGGAUGUGCUGCGGAGUAACAGGUUUUACUGGGACGCAGCACAGACUGCCAUCACCAUAUACCUCAGGUUAUAUGACCAGCCCCUCACAGCCAACACUGGAGAGAACAACAUCAAUACUGCAAAUCUGGACCCGGCUGAGCUGAAGAAACUUAGAUCCAAGCAGCGCAAGGCGGCCAAGAAAGCAGAACAGAACAAGGCCGAGGAAAAGAAGAAGGAAGAGAAGAAGGCUGAACACCAAAAAUCCAAAUCUGGCGGCAACACGGAUGACGUGGACAACCACCCGACAGAAGACCUAGACCCCAGCAAGCUAGAAAGGACAGAGGAACCUCUCGCUGAGGCCAUCCACUUCCUGAAGCCCCUCCAGUCCCUUGCUCCACAAAGAAUCCAGACUCACCUUAUGGCCUUUGAAAUUUAUAUACGGAAAGGCAAACCUCUCCUCAUGUUGCAGGCACUGAAAAGAGCUCUUGACCUGGAGCCUAACAACCCGGAGCUUCACACGUGUCUCAUCAGGUUCCUGCAGUACAGACAAGAAAAGUUACAAGGGCACCAUAGCGUCGUGGUGGAUGUGAUCAACAGGGAGGUGAACCGGUUGCUGCCCACCACUGACCCCACGCAGCUGAAUGAAGACUUCCUCAAUAACAACCAGGACUCAGUUCCCCACAGGCUACAAGCGGCCAGAGCCAUGAAGCUGCUGGAUUCAGUACAGAGGGACAGAGCUCUCUCCAUCGCCACCGCUCUCGAACCUCACCUCACUGAGCAGACCCACCAGAAUCUGCAUAAGGUGCUAGAGUGGCUGGAGUCCAGAGAGGUUGCAGGGACACCCGAACAACUCAGUCGCUACAAGGCCCAGAGUCAUGCGCUGUUCCCACGUGCCAGAGCUUUCAUGCCACCUGAGUCUUCUUCCUCAUCAUCCUCCUCCUCCACCACUACCACCACCACCACCACCACCACUGCAGCAGACUCCAUCUCAACCACCAACCUUACCGUCACCACCGUCACCACCACCACCACCGCCGCCACUGCAACCGCCAAUCACAACCACGUGGACGCUCCCAGCAGCUGAGAUUCACUAAUGGUCUGUAACGCCAGAGUUCAGCGAGUGCAGGGUUGUUACAAAUAACACUCACCAGGAUCCAGUGAUAUUGCUGCUGUGUGCAUCAAUAAGGACAGGAAAAGUUUCAUAUGCUUUUUAAGGCUCAAUAACUUAAAAGUUAUAAUCAAUAGAGGAAAUGCAUGUACAUAUGGGAAUUGAAUAGAAACGAUCCUGGCAUUGUACACUCAUGCAUUGGUGAGUGCUGUCAGACACUGAAGUGUUUCCUCUCUGUACACAUUUUUUCCUGCCGUUCAGAUGACUGACUGAUCCCUGUUGUUGGAAUUAUUCUUACAAAGUUUUUGUUAAGCGUUGAAUUUGCUGUGUCAGUAAACAAGUAUGAAAUGCCAAUGUUCUUUUUACACACACCUGAUGGAUCUUUAGUUUAAUUCCCUCUCCUCUCCCCCCCUCUCUCUCUCUCUCUCUCUCUCACUCUCUACCUCUAUCAUAUUCUCAUCCUACAGAGUUCCUGUUAAAAGUGCUUAAGUUUAUUUCCUUACCUGAGUGUUUUAUAUCAUCGUAAAGGCCUUCCCCUGCGCCAUGGCAGGCAAUACAUCCAAACUCCAGCCCCAACACUCCCUCAGCAUCACCACAGCUGCCCACCACUCAGCAGAGUCAGUGUCAACACAGCUAUGGAGUCACACAUGUUGAAGCAUUUUGUUGUGGAGCUGUUUCAACUCAGGCAGUUGGUCACUCUGCCUUGAGAUUUUAUUAAUAAAAAAAUAUUCUUGUCCAGGCUGUGUAGUAAAUUCAUCCAAAAUCCUCCCCGGUCAUGUGUGAUGCACCAAAACUUUUAAAUGCAUUUUAAAGAGAAAUUUAUUCUUUUAGAGACUUGUAGGAGUGACCCUUAAUGGUGAGAAACUUUGAUGAUGAUGAUGAUGAUGAUGCACUGUAUGGAAAUUUGUUUUGGCAGUUUAUACUCAGCCACAUUCCACUCGCGUAGUUAAUUGCCAAGACUCAGUUUUGUGGAAUAACUGUUACGUGCCUUUGUACAUUUGUAAUUAUGUUAGUACCUUCAAAGUGCCCUGCUAUUAAUAGUUUCUCCUACAUUUCACUUAGUUUUUUUUUUUGCCAUUUGAAGGCUAUUAUACAUCACUAUAUCAUCAGUACAGUAUAUUAAACAAGUCCUGUAACUCUACCUUUUAGCUUCCUCUUGUUAUAGCAGCGGCUGUUUGGCUUGUUUCUUCACUUGCAUGACGUUAUGUUUGGUCUUGAUGCUUUCUUAAAAGAUAAAAGCUAACUGAGAGGGACAAAUGGCAAAGGCUUGAUGAAACGUGGGUCAAUGACCAGCCUGGCGAGUGGUGCGAGGUACCCGGGGGCCUGAGCACUGGGCACACGGCUGCAUUGCUUAUUCUGCUUAAUGUCUGAGAGACAGACACAUCAUAACCUGUCUUGCUCACUUGCUCUGUCUGUUGAUAUUAACCGGGUAAUGAUGCUUUCAUUUUGUAAAUACUAAGAAAUGUCAACAAGCUGUGAAAAUGCUUUAGAGUUUCAAUAUGUAGAUAGUGGUGCUUAGCAUCACAAAAACCAAGGUGGACUAUGACCCCUUGGUGACUGGAGUCAUAAGCCAUCUCAUGAUGAGGGUUCUACCGCAUCAGUGCAUCAACAUGGCCAGUCAACACUUUUCCCUGUGUGUCAUCUGAUUUCUGUUUUAUGGAUAUUUUUUCUUUAUGAUUAUUUUGAAUCUAAAACUGAGGAAUUACUAUGUGACAAGCAGACUUCAUGCAAGGUUGCUGCCAAGCAAAGACCAGGACAUGAAGCAAUGCCGAGGAAGCAAAGCAACCAUACUACUCUGUGUCAGUGGCUUUGUACCACUAAUUCUGCCACCAGCAAAGGCAUGAACAUGGCAACACUCACUGCUGAGGUGAGGCCCUUGCCUGCUGAUUACCCUGUGUGCUCCUGUCUUCAAGAACUUGUGGCAGAAAGUAUUUGUUUUGAAGAUACAGUAUUGCUUGUAUCUAAAUAAUUCCAUUCUUACAAAAAGUAAAGAUUUUACUAGAAAUGUAAAUCCUGAUAAGGACAUAAAAAUGUUAAGAAAUCAUUGGCUAACCAGCAGGAGAGAAUGUCAUGCAGUUACAGCUUUACUAGAACUUUUGUGUUCCUGGAUGGCAAAAUUACAUGGUCAGAGUCAGGGAUACUGAGUCAGUAGUGUGUGGGAAACCAGACCUGAUGGGCAUUAAUUUUUAACAUGUCAUUUAUUGAUACACACACACACAGACACUCACACAUCUUAAACUGGGCCUUCAUAUCCCUGACAUAGGAAUGUGGUCUUUCAGUAAAGGUAGUGAUGUCACAAAGCUGAUGCCAAAGUGCAUUUUAUUGUACAGAAAAAUACUGAUUAAUGAGAAACUGAGCUCAUCAUGGAAGGAGAAAGGACUUUACUAGUUUUAAUCAAGGAUUAUCGCUGUAUAUGCAUAGGAUUAUUUGGAGUAAAAUGAUGAAUGAAGCAGCAACAUAGAAGGAUCACAUUAAUCACUUGUUUUGUGAAGGUUGCUGCCAGUUGCUACAAAGCCAUGAAGCUAAACAGACUGGUCACAAGUCUGCAUUACUCGUGUGUAUCGGCCAGGUCUUAGUUGUUUGUACUGGCCCGUUAUUGCAUACUUAAUUAUGACUUGCUAGUCACUCCGGGAGAGGGUUGUGUUCCAUUGUUCCAGGGUAUUUGUAUAUACCUUACUGAGAACAGUUUUGUCCAGUCUGUUCCUCUCCUACUGUAUGUGUAUGGCCACAGGGCAGCACUGGACAAGUGGGGUCCUCAGGUUGGUGCAGGAGAGGCUGGUGGCUCCACUCUCUCCAACCAACCAAACAAACAUAAACAACAGUCAUUAUUCCAAAUUGUUUGUACAGAAGCAAAGCAAAUGAAGUAAUUUAAACAAGCUAUACCUUACAGUGUAUGUGUUCCUUGCCAUUGUUUUUGUUUUAAUUUUAUGGUGUUAAUUUGUCAAAUAGGUUGUUCACUAAUUCAUACCAAUUAAGAUGUAUAUUAUAUAACUAAUAUACUAUGAGCCUCAGGUGAUAUAUUAUGAGUCAAGGGCACUGUAUGUACAUGGAUUGUUGAGUGUGCAUGGCCUGCCUGGGUACCACCCUAUUUUGAUACAUUUUUCAGUGUCAUUAUACAUAGGCAGAGAACCCUCAGAAUGGGGACUUGAAAAAUAAAUCCAAAUAUGUAU